UUAUUUAUUUAUUUUUUCAAUAAGAACUUUUUUUAAAAAAUAUUUAUAAAUUUGCAAGCUCAUUCUACAAAACCACAACGUCACACAAAGGUACGGGACGGCUUCUCCUCUCUGGUAGAAUUGCAAACCAUGACAAGCUCCUCGGCUCCGUCACGCAAGGCUUUAAGCAAGAUCGCCUGUAACAGAUUGCAAAAGGAGCUCGCGGAAUGGCAGUUGAAUCCCCCUACAGGUUUCAAGCACAAAGUCACUGAUAAUCUCCAACGUUGGGUGAUUGAAGUCAACGGAGCUCCGGGAACUCUAUAUGCUAAUGAAACUUAUCAGCUUCAAGUGGAUUUCCCCGAACAUUACCCUAUGGAAGCACCACAGGUGAUUUUUCUCCCGCCAGCUCCUCUACAUCCUCACAUCUAUAGCAAUGGGCAUAUCUGUUUAGAUAUUCUCUAUGAUUCAUGGUCGCCAGCUAUGACUGUGAGUUCUGUCUGUAUCAGCAUUCUCUCCAUGUUGUCAAGUGCUACUGCGAAGCAACGCCCCGUUGAUAACGAUCGCUAUGUGAAGAACUGUAAGAGUGGGAGAUCUCCCAAAGAAACAAGAUGGUGGUUCCAUGAUGAUAAAGUGUAAUUAUAUAGUAACAAGCAUCCAUUAGUUGGUGUAUAAAAAAGACAUGACCUAUUUGUCAUGUGGUAGUGGAAAAUGGGGGCAGGCAAGGCCAUGACCCUCUAAACCCGUUUACUUAGCCCUUAA
Molecule: messenger RNA, 738 nt
Organism: Manihot esculenta (cassava)
Lineage: Eukaryota; Viridiplantae; Streptophyta; Magnoliopsida; Malpighiales; Euphorbiaceae
Product: probable ubiquitin-conjugating enzyme E2 18
Exons: 6
Coding region: 130-615 (161 amino acids)
Source: RefSeq, a predicted model, not a curated record